This is a messenger RNA of Numida meleagris (helmeted guineafowl), 5921 nucleotides long. RefSeq names its product transcription factor EC (gene TFEC). Gene Ontology annotation, molecular function: DNA-binding transcription factor activity, RNA polymerase II-specific; protein dimerization activity; RNA polymerase II cis-regulatory region sequence-specific DNA binding. Bases 43 to 1368 code for a protein of 441 amino acids. Lineage: Eukaryota; Metazoa; Chordata; Aves; Galliformes; Numididae. The transcript has 8 exons. Gene Ontology annotation, cellular component: nucleus. The record is from RefSeq and is a predicted model, not a curated record. Gene Ontology annotation, biological process: regulation of transcription by RNA polymerase II.
UUUUUCAGCUCUGCUAAUUGUGGAAAGGGAAGAAAUAAAGCAAUGCUGCAGGCACUGUCUGGACUACAGUUUCAGCUCAGAGGAAAGCUACGGGAUCAAGAGUGGGCAGAGAAGUGCUCUCAAGAAGAAGCCCAUGCACGUUAUCCACAGUGCCACAUGCCAGUUUCACGAUACCCUGGGUUCAAUGGAUUUUUGCCGGUGGGAACACACUUUUCAUCAGACAAAGCUUCAGCAAUCUCAGAGGUACAAACACACUUGGAAAAUCAGUCUAGAUACCAUAUCCAGCAAAGCCAGCGGCACCAGGUGAAGCAGUACUUGACCCUUGACACCAAGCUGUCCAGCCAGACCCUCUCCCUGUCCCACUCCCACACAGUCCAGCCCACAGGAGUGACCUCUAUUUUAAGGAACGGACACAUGCCUCCAGUCAGUGAUAUUGGCACACCAGAGAGUCCUGUGACCAAGCUGCUGGCCCUUGGAGGAGAACAUGAAAAUGCGAUGGAAGAGGUUAUUGAAGACAUAAUCAAUAUGGAAUCGAGCUUUAAUGAUGAAGGGAUAGGUUGCCCUGAAACACCUCUUCUGAUGCAAAGAACUCUAUCUAGCAGCAUUUUGGAUAUAUAUAAUAGCGACCAGGGAAUGGCACCAGCUAAUAUGAGUCUCACAAAUGCUUCUUGUCCAGCUAAUCUACCAGUAAAAAGGGAACUCACAGAAGCAGAUACGCGAGCAAUGGCCAAGGAGAGACAAAAAAAGGAUAACCACAAUCUCAUUGAGAGAAGAAGAAGGUAUAAUAUUAAUUACCGAAUCAAGGAGCUUGGCACACUCAUCCCCAAGUCUAAUGAUCCUGAUAUGCGCUGGAACAAAGGAACUAUUUUAAAAGCAUCAGUGGAGUACAUCAAGUGGCUACAAAAAGAACAACAGAGAGCCAGAGAAUUAGAACACAGACAGAAGAAAUUAGAGCAUGCUAACAGAAGACUUCUACUUCGAAUUCAGGAAUUAGAGAUCCAGGCACGUGCUCAUGGCCUUCCAGUCAUGUCUUCACUCAGUGCAGUAGACUUAGCUGCUCAGGUCAUCAAGCAACAGACAUAUCCAGAGGAGAACUCUGUAGACUACUCUCAACAAAUGCCUCUGGCUCAUGGACCACAUUCUGAUGUUUGUGAUGGAUCUACAGCCUUUUCUGAUCCGCUUUCCCACUUCACCGAUUUGUCCUUCAGUGCUGCUUUAAAAGAAGAGCAACGACUAGAGGAAAUUUUACUGGAUGACACAGUAUCACCAUUUGGAGCAGACCCACUCUUGUCCUCCACAUCCCCAGCAGCAUCAAAAGAGAGCAGCAGGAGAAGCAGCUUUAGCACAGAUGAUGGGGAUGAUUUAUAAAAGUAGAAAGGACCUCACACUUCCUUAAACCACUUGCUAACAGACUGAGUUGAACAUAAGCAUGGUGUGUGUGCUUGUUCCAAAUAUGAAUACGGAGAACUACUGUGAAGAUAACAGGCAAGGUUUAAAUCAGCAUUUACUUCACAGGAAAAUGAGAUAAACGUGGACUCAGAUCACGUUGCUCCAGAUUCACAUCAUCUGUUCACAGCCGACAUUUGCACAAAUCUUUCUUCCCUGGAAACAUUUUUUACUAUUGUCCAUGACUUUUUACAGCAGUACGAAAAUGCUUUCCACAAAAGGAAUAUCCGUGUUACACAAGUGUGUUCAGACUCUCUCUUCAAUCUGCAUUUACAUUUAUAAGUAUGAUGUUUAGUAAUUUGUAAUUUUUUUAUAGCAAUGAGAAUGUUGUAUUAAAAAUUCUACAAAACAUGAGAAACAGUAGGAAAAUAUUUAAACUGGGAACUAUAGAGUGAUACAUGUUUUAAUAUCUGAAAAAAAAGGUAAUUCAUUUGCACAAGUGAAGUGAACAUGAAUUUUAAAUGACAUAACUUCCCUUUAAAAUGAGAACAUUCAUUAAUUAUUUUCACAGAAUCCUGUUUUUUUUUGUUUUUGUUUUUAAUUUCAUUUGUCGAAGAAGAUCAGACUUUUAAUAUAUAUUGUAAUGAUACAGAAGAAAAAAUGGAAACUAACAUAAUGACAGAAACACAAAGGAAUUCAAACAGAAAAAGAUGACAUUUCAGUACAAAGUGUUUAGAAGGACUAUGUGGAUGUACAAGACUGAACAAAGAUAUUCCACAUUACCGUUAGCACAGUUCAAAACACGUACUACUGGUAAAAGUGCUGUGUCAGCUGCUAACUCCAAGAAUACUCAAGCUGCAUCCUUCUUUAUGUGGAAGAGAUCAGAAUAUUGAGAUGUGACAGUGUACUUCUGGACUGUGCUUCCAGUGCUCUUUGGAAGCGCGCUAAGGUUUUUCUAAAGGGAGUCUGUCUUAUCCAUAGCUAUGCCUUUGAAUCAUUUGCAAAUGGAAGGAAAUGAUUAGAUUCCCAUUACACACAUUGAAACAAAGAGAAUUUAAUUUCAAAUCUGACUUUGGAAUCACUGUAGAAAAGCAAAUAAGACUUAAAAUCAAAGGAGAUAUUCAGAAGUUCUGACGUGAUGCAAUGCUUUCCAUAGCUUGCCUUCUAGAAGUAGACACAAAAUGCAUUUUGAUGACUCAGCAAAAGCAUUUCAUUUCUAAACAUAGUGAAAUUCUGAAGAAUGUUGUAUUUUCCUGGAGUACACUAAGUGCAGUCAUUUUAAUUGUAAUAUUAAUGCAUAGAAAAUAAGCUAGCACAAGUUCUUUGUUGCUCUUCCUCAAGCAGAGCCAAAAGAGCAUAUUUGGGAGUUCUCUAACAAUUCAAAAUAUAUUUCAAAAGUAUACAUUGAGUUUUGAAGUCACUGAGCCCUGCUUGAUUUCCCAGAAAAUUCACAUGAUCAGGAACAAAGAAGAAAAUGGUUUGCUGUUUGUGUUUAAAUGUAUUUGAACAUACUGUUCAAGAAUUAAGCAUUUGCUUCCUCCUAUUGCCUCUUCUGUUUUUCGUACCCAAGUCUGAUUUAUCUGGAGCCAUAGCCUAUUCCUGACCAACCCAUGGUUAUGAAAAAUUAUGGAACAUCCAAUUUCAUGAGAAUAAUUGUGUUUGUAGGAAACUUGAUAUCUGUUAGCCUAUGUAAACUAUUUUGAAAUAAGAUGAACUGAGCGGAACUAUCUUCUUGUCAAGUAUAUGUGGGUUCCCAGAAAACCCAGAACAAAACUGACCCUCUUAAGAGGCUCUGAUACACUUCCACUGUAUGGUUAAGAUUUUUUUUUUCAUUUUUAUUUUUUUUUUCAUUUGUAUUUAUUUUUAUUUUCAACAUAUAGGAAAGGAAUGGAAAAGCAAAUAAUAUUAACCAAACUUAACUGAAUAUAGAACUGACCCAAUGGAGUGCUUCCUUAAAUUAGACUCAGUAGAACUUGCUUUGUCAUAGCUAUGCUAAAGACAAGCUGAAUAUUCAUUGAAAUUGGCAUUCAUAUUAAAAAUAUGAUGAAUUGAAGGUAACAUAUAUACCUACGUUAUGUCUAGUGUAGGAUGUGUGUUGUCCAUGUCAGCUGAUGAAAGGAAGGGAUACUUGAUUGACAUCAAAUGCCAUUUGUCCUUGUACUGCAGUUUCUUCUGCAUUGGUUUUAAAUACACCAGUGUGGAUUGCUCAUAAUGGAGAAAAAGAAAUUAAAUAUGAAUGUAUUACAUGAUUUUCCCAUUGAACUUUUACAUGGGAGUUAGACCAAAGUUCUGAACUAUAUUGACUUUAAAUAACAUCUUGAGUUUCAUGACUGUUAUAAGGACUGUUCUAAAAAAUCAUUAUAGUGCAUCCAUUAAAUGUUUUAAAGUUGAUUUUCAUUCUUCUGACAAUUGCUUUAGUCUGAAGCACUAGAUUUUUUUUUUUUCUCUUCCAGCUUGAGAAACCUAACAGGAGGUAGGAAAUGCUCCUUUUGCAAUACAGCGUAUUGCAUCUGUCAUUAAACACACUCAAGCUGUCUUCAUUCACGCACAGUUUCCAGCACCCCCCUCCCCCCAAACACUAAAUGUAUUUGUGCCUGUAGGUAUGUAUUAUGGUGAUGUUGUUUCACUACCAUUACAUUUUUUUCUAGUAAGAAGAGAUCAUUAGUGUUUUCACUAAUAACAGUGACCUGUAUUACACCAUCAUCCUAGAAAUUAAAUAGUGAUACAGGCUGCCAGAAUGAUAAACUAGGGCACCACACAGGUGAUGCUGAAGGUAUUUAUGAGAUCUCUGUGAGGGUAACCAUAUCUCAGGCUGCUUUGAAUAAGCAUCCCCUCUCCCACCUCGAUGUGGUGAGACUGCUGUGCAGCUGGGAGGGCUGCCGGAGCCAAGCAGAGAGCAGUGCCUUCCAGCUUGCACAGAGGAAAAGGACCCCAUGAGUGCAGCAACAAACCCUGAUGUCCCUCCUCAGGAAGAAUUUCUUUCCCAUCCAUGAGAGUUUUACUGGACUAAAAUGUGGUGCACACGAAACAUGUUUUUAGCUCUUCCCUAUACAGAUCCGUUUAAUGAAAUCCCAUGAAAGAGAUGCAUAAUUUGUCUGUGGCUCUGGGUCUAGAAAAGAAUUUAAAGAUGUACAGAGUUUGACCUCAAGUAGGGCAGGGGGUGAGGAGAACUGGCUAUUUUUGUCAAAAUGUAUUAAAUGAUGAAUUCUUGCUUGUUUUCAGUAGCAGCUGUUCAGAGCUGGUGGACAUGUUCUUACAGAAUACACAAACUAGCAGACUGAUAAUUACACAAAAGGAAAAGGGAGCUGAAAUAUUAACAUCCUGUUUAAUUCAUGAAAUGGAUACAGAUACUAUCCUAAGAACAGAAACUUCGAUUAUUUCACUGUGCAAAGCAUAGAUGGUGUGAAAAGCUACAGCAAGUGCAAACAGUUUUAACAAACAGAAUACAGUUGUUUUAUGUAGUAAAGUAACUAAAUAUAAUUCACUCAUUUAAUCUUAAUAAGAACACUGUUACUGUAAUACCUUUUGACUUUAAUAGGGCUGUAUAUAUGAAUGGAGGAUGUAAAAUUAUUGUAAUUUAAAAUUAUGUUAAGUCUCUUAGAUAAGUAAAGGCAUUUACAUUACUAUUAUGAGACUGUAGAAUAUUUUUAUAAUAAUUGCUAUUUUUCAUUGUUAACCAUAUAGUAUCUUGUUUUCUAAGUCAAUGUAUGCAGACAGAAUGUACUUUAUUACAUACCGUAUAUGCAAUCUUUUUAAAAUUGCAUUUUAUACAGGCCGGUAUUUUAUGUUUAUUAUAUGAAUACAAUUAAAGGACUGAAAUUAAAACAUCUCUUUAUAUUUCCCUUGUGAAACUUCGUUACCCAGUCCCACGAAGAAUGCCAUCACAAGACAAUAUAAUAACAUCCUCUAAGAGUACCUGAAAUACCGAACAGACAAAACACUUCACAACUGCUAAACAUUUAGUCCAUUAUGAUACAUCAUGAUCCAAUAGCCUCCCAUUAAUAAAAAUAAUUGAUACAUUCUUUAAUAUGGUCUCCUGCCAUCUGCUUAUUCCUGCUGCUAAGGCUUUGAUUUAUGGAAAGUGUUUUCAGAAUGUUGCAAAAUUGCUAGCAGGCAUGAUGAUAUCAGUUAAAUCACUAAGAAGCUCUACAAAAACCUUUUAAUGUACUAGAUGUUCCCCAGACAAUCUAGGAUAAACAGAAUAUUGUAUUUUAAGAUGUAAAACAUUUUUUUAAAGCUGAUAAUUAGGUAGCAUUUUGGAACUAAAAGAUAUUCUUACUUCAUAAAUUGAGUAAGGAUUUGGGUUGCUUUUUGAAUUCCUAAUAUCAAAAGUGCUGCUUUCUUUACAGUAUAUUUGGUGCUUUCAGUGCAUGACAAGAUGCAAAUACUGUUAAGUAGUAAUAUAUAUUUCAGCUAGAGUUUUGUAAUAGCUCAUUUGUCUCUUGUAAAAUGGUGCUCGUUGUUUGCGUACAUCAGAUAAACAUUUUGUUUGUAAUAAAGAUGCUCUCCAGAAUCUUUAUUUCAUCGAAUCAUCG